GCCUCCACAUUGUCUCCAACAUGCAGCAUCGGAUCCGAUGGUCAUGAUGCGUCUCCCCCGCAACUCCAAUGGCUUUCCUCACGGCCGAGGUUAUGUCCAGUCGUUGACGCCGACUUCUUUCUUCUUCUUCUUCUUCUUCUAUUUACCGCCAUCUCAUACUCACUCACUCAUUGCGGGACAUCAUUGAAUUAUCACCAUGUCGACCCCUUUCAUCAGAAUAGCGCCCAAUGCGGCCAAACGGGCAGCUUCCCUCCUGAGAACUGUGCAAUACACCCACCCUCCCUCCUGUCCUUGCCAUUCCAACCCCGGAUACCACCAGAAUCAGCAUCCCUCGUCACUCCUCAGCCACCUCAAGGACACACGUCGUUAUGUCACGCCUGCCGGGGCCGAGCAGAAGGAAUAUGCGUUCGAGAUGGCUGCCUCAUCUAUCCGAUUUGGUCCAGGCGUCACCAAGGAAGUCGGCAUGGAUUUCAAGAAUCUAGGUGCCAAGCGGGUCUGCGUGGUGACGGACAGGACGGUGGACAAGCUGGAUGCCAUGAAGCAGGUGCGGGAGGGCUUGACAAGGGAGGGCAUCGAGUUCAGGGUCUUCAGCAAUGUCAAGGUUGAGCCCAAGGACCAUUCCAUCAAAGAGGCGAUCGAAUGGGUCAAGCCCUAUGGGCCGGACGCCUUUCUCGCCGUGGGUGGCGGUUCAGUCAUGGACACGGCCAAGCUGAUGAACCUCUACUACUGCUACCCCGAUGCCGACUUUCUUGACUUUGUCAAUGCACCACUGGGCAAGGGUCGCCCAAUUGACAAGCCCCUCAAGCCUCUCAUCGCCGUACCCACGACAGCCGGCACCGGCAGCGAGACCACAGGCACAGCCAUCUUCGACCUUGUCUCCAAGCGCGCAAAGACGGGCGUCGCGCAUCGCAACCUGAAACCUACGCUGGGUAUCUGCGAUCCAAUCAACACGAGGACAAUGCCGGCCGCUGUCAAGGCGAGCUCAGGACUGGACGUCUUGUGCCAUUCACUAGAGUCUUAUACUGCCAUCCCGUACUACGAGCGAACCCCACGCCCAACCAAUCCCAUCAACCGUCCGGCAUAUCAAGGCGCAAACCCCAUCUCCGACGUCUUCUCUUUCCAUGCCCUCAAGAGCACCAUCAAGUACCUCCCCCGCGCGAUUCGCGACCCAGAUGAUUUCGAGGCGCAGAGCGAGAUGCUCCUCGCCGCUACACUGGCUGGCGUCGGCUUCGGCAACGCGGGCGUGCACCUGUGUCACGGCAUGUCGUACCCCAUCUCUGGACAGAACCCGGGCUACAGGCAUAAUGGAUACGAAAUUGACCAUGACCUGAUCCCUCACGGUGUCUCGGUCGCGGUCUCAGCGCCGGCCGUCUUCCGCUUCACAGCGCCCUCGAACCCCGAGCGCCAUCUAGCAGCCGCCGAAGCCUUUGGCGUGGAUAUUUCGAAUGUGAAGCAUGAAAGCGCAGGCGAGGUGCUGGCCGAUGCGAUUACCAAGUUCUUGGCGGACCUGGGUGACCAGCCUAAAGGUAUUAAGGACCUGGGUUUCUCCAAUGGAGAUAUCGAAGCGCUCGUGGAAGGCACACUGCCACAGCAUCGUGUGAUCAAGCUGGCGCCUGGCUUGGAAACGGAGUUGGAGGCCGAGAAGGAUCAGUUGAGGCGGCUGUUUGAGGACGCCAUGUCGCAUUGAUUGUGUAGAGGCGAGGCUGUGCUCAUGUUUGGGAGAGAGUUGUAUCAAUGUGAAGAAAUAGCUUAAUCCUCAUGUGGUGAGGACAGCGCACGCUGCAUGGCGGGAACGUGAUGCCCGUGACUGAAGCUGAAUAUCCGUCGACAAAUUGCGUAGGGCAGCACGGUGCGCCAGCUAAGACAAUCUUAAGCGCCCAUCACUU
Messenger RNA from Emericellopsis atlantica, 1886 nucleotides. Its product is annotated as iron-containing alcohol dehydrogenase-domain containing protein. Gene Ontology annotation, cellular component: mitochondrion. The coding region runs from base 197 to 1687 and encodes 496 amino acids. The record is from RefSeq and is a predicted model, not a curated record. Lineage: Eukaryota; Fungi; Ascomycota; Sordariomycetes; Hypocreales; Bionectriaceae. Gene Ontology annotation, molecular function: alcohol dehydrogenase (NAD+) activity; metal ion binding. The transcript has 3 exons.